AGGCGGUGUGCGGCUGGGUGGGACCAAAGUAAUGUGGAAACUCAGUGUGACUGCCUUUAGCGAGCAGGUAUGAACAGGAAACGGGCUCUGAUUUCAGACGCUUUCAAGGUGAAGAAAAGAAGAAAUGGCCCAGAACAGUUUGGAGCUGAUGCUGAUGGAGAUGGACCAACUGACAUUAGGUCCACCCUGGAGUACCUCAUGACUCUGUUUCCCAGGAAACUCUUCAAUGAUGCCUUACCUCAAAUUGUGCUGAAGCACCAACUCUACAGCAUUCACCACGACAAGACUCUGGUGGACAAGGAGGUGAAUAAACUGCGUGAACGCGGAGAACUGCUGAUGUUCCAGCUCGGCUUUGACGCAGAAGCUUUUGGGCUGGUUUUUGCUUUGGACUACAAGACCAAAGUUCUGGCCGGAGAGGAGGGCAAAGUGACGCGAGCAGCAGUGGAGAAGUUCUUGGAGAAAGCCGUUUCCUCUUGCACGGAUCUGAGCUUCAGCAAGGACAAGAUGCUGACGGAGUUUCUGUUCACGGACUCUGAGAUAACGCAGCUGGUGAAGUCAGGGGUCCUGACUGUGAGGGAUGCAGGCAGCUGGUGGCUUUCUAUUCCCAACUCCGGCAAAUUCACCAAGUACUUCAUACAAGGCCGUAAAGCCGUGCUCGGCAUGGUGAAGAAGUCCAAGUACAGCGAAAUCCUGAAGGCAGAUAUUGAGGAGCGACGGACGACUUCACAAGUGAAAUUCCACAUGAAGUACCACAUCCAUGACAUUGUUGGAGCAGAGCUGGUGGAGAGCAUACCUACCACUUCGGGCACAUUACUGCGAUUUGUGGAUUCCUGAGCUGCUACGAGGCUGACAGUCAUCAGCCGGGGAGUGAACGGGGAUGAGAAAUACACAAGGCAUUAGACGACUGUUAAAAAAAGUGUUUGAAUGA
This is a messenger RNA of Stegastes partitus (bicolor damselfish), 928 nucleotides long. It is a transcript of the gene whr1, whose product is annotated as winged helix repair factor 1. The record is from RefSeq and is a predicted model, not a curated record. The transcript is spliced from 7 exons. Lineage: Eukaryota; Metazoa; Chordata; Actinopteri; Pomacentridae. Bases 70 to 834 code for a protein of 254 amino acids. Gene Ontology annotation, biological process: positive regulation of Ras protein signal transduction.